Didymodactylos carnosus is the source of this 1062-nucleotide messenger RNA. Lineage: Eukaryota; Metazoa; Rotifera; Eurotatoria; Philodinida; Philodinidae. The record is from the annotation of a GenBank genome assembly.
AUGAGUUUUUCUGAACGAUAUCUUGCCAGAGGUGGACGAUUAACUUCCACUGAUAAGGUUUUGCCCCAUUUAUUUUUGGGUAGUUUAAGAGACAGACACAAUGUUGUCGCUAUGAAAAAAAAUAAAAUUUCGCAUGUUGUAUGUAUUAUCGAUGUACCAGAUAUAAUUGUGGAUAAAGAAGGUUCGUAUACUGUGCUAAAUAUUCAAGCAGCAGAUUCGAUUGAACAAAAUUUAUCUCAACAUUUUGAGAAAUGCAUCGAUUUUAUCCAUGCAGCACGACUAGAUGGAAAGGAUGUUUUAGUACAUUGUCAAGCUGGUAUUUCAAGAUCAGCAACUAUUGUACUGGCGUAUUUAAUGACAAUUAUGGACUAUGAUUUUGAUAAAGCAAUGCAAAUUGUCAGAGGAGCUCGAGAUUACAUUUAUCCAAAUUAUGGAUUCUGUGAGCAACUAAAAAAAUAUCAAACAAAUGAUAUAAAAAAAAAAUGGUACAGUUUACGACGUCGAUAUUCAAAUUAUUGUUCUAUAGAAGAUGAACGAUUUACACAGAUCUUAUUAUCUUCUUAUUGGAAACAAUUUGAACCAGCGUACUCAGCUGAACCUGUCUAUUGGCCAAUGAGACGAGCUGUAGUUAAAAGACAAAAUAUAGCUAAAACAAGUAUUGACGAUGUUGAUUGUUACAAUUUACUUUCACUUCAUAAGAAAAUUCCAUUAACGACUGGAAAAACGAGUAGAACAACAUCAGCCAGUUAUUAUAAGAAAGAUAGUUUUAUAGCAAAUUUGCGAAAAACAGCAUUGAUAUUAGCCGGUAUAGCAGUUAGCCUCGUACUUCUUCGGAUAUGUCUUAUGUUAUGUAAAAGUAAAUCAUCGGCUACGAGAGAUCAUCAUAGACGAUCAGCAUCUGUUGUACCACAUCAGUCGGUUGCGAUCAUUGACGUAGAACAUAAAUUAGAUGUACCACCAAAAUAUGAAGAAGCAAUCAAAUCAGGAAGUGAACAUGAAUGGAAAUUACCAUCUUAUGAAGAAUUGCAAACUACUACUAUUGCAUUACCAAACACUUCUUAA